AUGGGUGCCAUCUACAGCCGGUUCUUUACAAAACUCACUCUCCCUCCAUUCUCUUCUCUCAAUGGCAAAACCAUCCUCAUCACCGGCGGAAACACCGGUCUCGGUCGCGAAGCCGCCCGGCAUGCCCUAACCCUCGGUGCCAACGUCAUUCUAGGCGUGCGCUCUGUUUCCAAAGGCGACGAAGCAAAGAAAGAUAUCACAUCCGGGAUCGUCGCCGGCGACGCCCGAGUGCACGUAUGGCCGAUAGAUCUGGAGUCGUUCGCCAGUGUCAAGGCCUUCGCCGGCAGGGCGCGCGAAUACGUUGCCUCUGGGGGCCGGCUGGACUUUGCAAUCAUGAACGCAGGACUUGCAUCGGUUGAAUGGGCGACCACGGGAGAUGGAUGGGAACGAGGACUGCAAGUGAACGACUUAUCGACUGCGCUGCUGAGUCUGGAGUUAUUGCCGCUGCUGCUUCAAGCGAAAGAGCAAGAUCCGGCGUCGCAGCCACACUUGACGCUCCUUGCGAGUGACAUCCACAAGAAUGCACGGUUUCCUGAGCGUGACACGGACAGUAUACUGAAGUCGCUGAAUAGUCAGGAGGAGUGGAAAACGUCGCAGACGCUGGGCGGUCCGACUGAGCGCUAUGCAAUCACGAAGCUGCUCGACAUCUAUAUCACCAAGGAGCUUGCUCGGCUGGCGCCGCGAGACGAGAAUGGCGAUCCGCUUGUCAUUGUCAACUGUGUGGCCCCGGGAUUCUGCAAAUCGAACCUGCUAUCCAGGGAGGAGAAUAUCCCGCUCAUGAUCAAGAUUGUGCAGGCGAUUGUUGCGAGGACUAUCGAGGAGGGGAGCAAAACACUUGUACAUGCUGUGACGCAGGGACCAGAGACCCAUGGGCAAUGGCUCGAGGAUCAGGUUAUUAGAGACCCUGGAAACCUGGUGUCGGAUCCUGACCUGGUCGUCGCAAGGGAGAAGCUGUGGAAGGAGAUUGUUGCAGUCUUGAAGGAAGUUGACCCUGAGAUCCGUACGGAGUACUGA
Messenger RNA from Aspergillus puulaauensis, 1014 nucleotides. RefSeq lists its product as uncharacterized. The coding region runs from base 1 to 1014 and encodes 337 amino acids. Lineage: Eukaryota; Fungi; Ascomycota; Eurotiomycetes; Eurotiales; Aspergillaceae. The record is from RefSeq and is a predicted model, not a curated record. The transcript is spliced from 2 exons.